UCCUCUCCAUCCACCACGUCACAUUAACCCCUCAGCUGCAGCUUGACAUCCAGACUGAUAGCCCCCGGCACCACCAUGCUCUGGAAAUCCCGAACCAAGACCGACGUUCUGCAGGACCGCGCAGACGGACUAAGCGGCUCUUCGCCGAGCGGGCGCCUCUCCCAGCUGUCCUCCCUGAACCAGGCCGCUUACUCCUCGGCUCCCCCGCUCUGCCACACUCCGGCCUCUGACUUCCAGCCUCCGUACUUCCCUCCCCCCUAUCCCCAGUCCUCCCUGCCAUACUCCCAAAGCCAGGACUCAUAUUCCCACCUGUCAGACCCCUACACCUCCAUCAACUCCAUCCAUCAGCAUCAGCAAGUGGCAUGGCACUCGCAGAGGUCGCGCUCCGACGAUGGGGGACUCCUUUCACAGUCGCACCGGGCUCUGAGCCUCGACCCCCGGCGGGAGUAUGCAGCUGUCCCUCGGCUGCUGCACGGUCUCGGAGAAGGUGCUGCCGCUCUCGGGGACGGUCCUCUCGGGAUGCAACUGGGACAUCACGGCCUGGACGAUAUUCAGGGAAUGGAGGAAGGAUCAGCCCUGGGCAUCCUCGACCACUCUGUCAUUAAAAAAGUUCCCAUCCCAUCCAAGCUGAACGGGUCAUCCCUUUCAAUCUUGUCCCUCGGUAAGGAGGGUCUCGGGAUGGGAACCGUGUCCAAUCCAGCCGAGGUUUUCUGUUCGGUCCCGGGUCGCCUCUCGCUGCUCAGCUCCACCUCUAAGUACAAGGUGACGGUCGGGGAGGUGCAGCGACGUCUCUCUCCGCCUGAGUGCCUCAACGCCUCUCUGCUGGGUGGAGUCCUGCGCAGGGCGAAGUCAAAGAAUGGUGGCCGCUGUCUGAGAGAGCGUCUGGAGAAGAUUGGCCUCAACCUGCCCGCCGGGCGACGCAAGGCAGCCAACGUCACUCUCCUAACAUCUCUAGUGGAGGGUGAGGCCGUCCAUCUGGCUCGGGACUUUGGUUACGUCUGUGAGACAGAGUUUCCAGCCAAAGCCACAGCUGAGUAUCUGUGCAGGCAGAGCGAACCGGACCAGCUCCCAACACGGCGAAGUAUGCUGCUCGCCACCAAGGAGAUCUGUAAGGAGUUUGUGGACAUGAUGUCCCAGGACCGCUCUCCUCUGGGCGGCAGUCGACCCAACCCCUGCCUGGAGCCCGGCGUCCAGGGAAGCCUCACCCACUUCAGCCUGCUCACCCACGGCUUCGGUACGCCCACCAUCUGCGCCGCACUCUCUGCCUUCCAGAGCUACCUGAUGGAGGCGAUCAAAAUGCUGGAUAAAGGAGAGGGUGGAGGGAAGAGCCACCACGACAAGGAGAUGAAGCACCGCAAAUAGAGGGAGGACAGACAAGAUGUGUUGAUGGAUGGAUCAAUGGAUGGAUGGAUGAGAUGAGAGGCAGAAAGGAAGAAAAAAGAGGGGAAAAAAGACUAACCGGUGGCCCUCUGCUUCUUUACCUUCGCCUUCAGGAUAAAUACUGAGACUUUUACCUCCCGGAAAAACCUCUGCAGUCUAUCUCAUGGGGAGGCGGGGUCAUGAUGAUAUCUGUACUGUAAUGUGUGUCCACAACCACCUCACUCAACAUGACGCAUGGACCUCUCUUCUCAGUAGCUGGUUUGUGUCAUGAUGGCGUCUCUUCAGGAUGAGUUCCUACAUAUGGCUGUAUUUAUUUCCCCCCUUUUUUAUUUUGGUGAACAUGUCACCUUUAUCUGUGUUUUGGAAACCCCUGCCUUUAUCAGUCACUCUCUCUCACACACACAUACACAUUUUUUUGGACUGAACUCAUCUGGGAAGUGUCGUAAAGCCAUAUCCGAGACAACAACCUGCUCUUUGCUCCUCUUGAACUUUGGGAGACUUUUAACUCUACUUGAUUGGACAAGCACAGCUUCCAUAUGUAGUUCUUCUUAGUGGGUGGUCAUGGGAAAUUGAGUUCUCUGGGGUCUCUAACAGCGGGGUAAGGAGGAGU
Perca flavescens (yellow perch) is the source of this 1990-nucleotide messenger RNA. RefSeq names its product transcription factor AP-2 epsilon (gene tfap2e). The record is from RefSeq and is a predicted model, not a curated record. Lineage: Eukaryota; Metazoa; Chordata; Actinopteri; Perciformes; Percidae. The coding region runs from base 76 to 1362 and encodes 428 amino acids. The transcript is spliced from 7 exons. Gene Ontology annotation, biological process: anatomical structure development; regulation of cell population proliferation; regulation of transcription by RNA polymerase II. Gene Ontology annotation, molecular function: DNA-binding transcription factor activity, RNA polymerase II-specific; RNA polymerase II transcription regulatory region sequence-specific DNA binding. Gene Ontology annotation, cellular component: nucleus.